AUGCGUCCCGCUGCUAUUGUUGCUGAUGAAAUGUUUCCGGAAGGCGCUGGGUCAUACAUGGACAUGGAAGAAGCCGGGGGAUCCACAGCACUGCUGAUGGAUUUAGCAGCCAACGAGAAAGCUGUGCACUCAGAUUUCUUUAAUGAUUUCGAUGACCUGUUUGAUGAUGAAGACCUUUCCUGA
Molecule: messenger RNA, 183 nt
Organism: Candidula unifasciata
Lineage: Eukaryota; Metazoa; Mollusca; Gastropoda; Stylommatophora; Geomitridae
Source: the annotation of a GenBank genome assembly